Perca flavescens (yellow perch) is the source of this 1209-nucleotide messenger RNA. RefSeq names its product polymeric immunoglobulin receptor-like. The record is from RefSeq and is a predicted model, not a curated record. Gene Ontology annotation, molecular function: transmembrane signaling receptor activity. NCBI's taxonomy places the organism in Eukaryota, Metazoa, Chordata, Actinopteri, Perciformes, Percidae. Bases 1 to 1164 code for a protein of 387 amino acids. The transcript has 9 exons. Gene Ontology annotation, cellular component: plasma membrane.
AUGACUUCUUUAUAUGUGCUUCACCUAAUACUCGCCGGACUCAUAGGAAUUCACAGUAAAAUUGUUACAGUGAGAAAAGCAUCAGUUGAGGCCGGAGGCUCCAUCUCCAUCCCAUGUCUCUAUGAGUUGGGCUAUAUUAACCAUGUGAAAUACUUGUGUAAAGGUAAUACUUGGCAAUCCUGCUCAUAUGCAGUUAAAACAAACCAGCCACAUAAUUCUGGAAAGUUUUCAAUCUCUGAUGACACAAACCAAAGAACGUUCACUGUGACUAUUAAUGAUCUGACGGAUGAUGGCGGUAGAUACUGGUGUGCUGUGGAGAAAAGAACAUUGGAUGUUAAACAACGUUUUCAGCUGUCAGUCACCCCAGGUAUGCCAAGUCUGUACGUGGACCAUCAGGAAAUUACAGCAUUUGAAGGAAGAAGUGUGACUGUCAGGUGCUACUGUAAAUAUUCAAAAGUAACACAGUGGUGCAGGCUGGGCAGCACCUGUGUGUCAGAUCAGACUGGAUCAAUAGAUGGAACAACAGUGACCAUCAAUGAAAGUGUCCCAAAUGGUUUCACUGUGACUAUGAUGGAACUAAAGACAGAGAGCAGUGGCUGGUGUUGGUGCAACAAUGGAGACUUUCAGAUGCCAGUGCAUGUAACUGUUCAUGAAUUAACAACAACUACUACAACUACAUUGAGCCCCAAUACAGCAAAUAAGAUACUAGGGACACUUCCAACCAUUACCCAGCAUUCCUCCCUGCUUACAAAUGCAGGGCCACAUACAGCUCAGCCCACAAACUCCACCAUAAACGGGGCAGGUGGAGAGAACCUGCAAAAUGAACACAAGAGUUCCACUAUUGUGACGAUUCUCAGCACCACCCUCGUCUUACUGCUGUUGGUUGUUCCCUCUGCCUUUUUUGGAUGGAGGAUGAUGAUAAAAUGUAAUAAGACCAAGCCGGAGGGGUCUGACAUCACUGUGUGCUCACAAAUUGGAAGUGAUCCUGAUGUGCACUACGCUACCAUUGUUCAUAAUCAACAUGUAGGGGCCCAGCAGAAGAACAAUAUACCCAAAGAGAGUGUGACAUACAGUACCAUUGUAAUUAAGGAUAGUGUGCGACAAAUGACUGAACCAGUAGAUGGAAGUGUGAUCUACAGCACACUAAAACAUAAUAAGUGCUAAUGAGCAGAAAAGAUGGGAGGACUUUAAUCCAGCAAGUACUGCAUC